Messenger RNA from Anolis carolinensis (green anole), 1079 nucleotides. RefSeq names its product myelin protein zero like 3 (gene mpzl3). Gene Ontology annotation, cellular component: plasma membrane. The transcript is spliced from 6 exons. Bases 95 to 790 code for a protein of 231 amino acids. Lineage: Eukaryota; Metazoa; Chordata; Lepidosauria; Squamata; Anolidae. The record is from RefSeq and is a predicted model, not a curated record.
GGCUUGGGGAGGGAGUCCCGCGAGGCCCCGCCCCUUCCUGCCUCACCUGCCCGGCAGGUAGGCGUCCCAGGAAGAAGCCAGGAGGGUUUCCGGGAUGGGGGCCGAGCCGCGCCGAGCCCGGACCCCCCUCCUGCCGGGGCUGCGGAUCCUCCUUCUCGCAGCCGUGGCCGGAGCCCGCUCCUUGGAGAUCCAGGUUGACCCCAGAGUCCAGGCCUUUGUGGGGGAGCCGGUGACCCUCAAGUGCUGGUUCAGGUCCUCCGCCCCCCUCACCGAGAAGCUGACCGUUGACUGGACCUUCCGACCACGAGCCGGGGGCAGCGUGGAGCCCGUCUUCCACUACCAGUCCCAGGCCUUCCCAGCACAGGGGGGCACCUUCCGGGGCCGUGUCCUCUGGGCCGGAGACGUCAGCAAGAGCGAUGCCUCCAUCCGCAUCUUGAAUCCCUCGCUGGACGACAACGGGACCUUCACUUGCACUGUAAGGAAUCCUCCAGACGUGCAGCACAACAUCCCCCAGACGCUGUUGACCGUCACUCUCAGAGGUGCCUCCUUCCAACUGACCUCUGCCGGACUGCUCUCCCUCCUGGUCUUCCUCCCUUCGGCUGUGGUGGUGGCCCUGCUGCUGGUCCGGAUGGGAAAGAAGUCUGGGCUGCUGAAAGCCAAGAAAAGGAAGUUUGGCUACAAGAAGUCCUCCAUCGAAGUCUCCGAUGACCCAGAGCCUCCUGGAUGCCGGGAAAAGCUGGCCAGAUGCUGCCUGCGGUGCCUGGACACAGAUGAUGAUGAUCCCUACUGACCGGACGGGGAGAAGCCUGCCAUUUAGGGGUUCAGCGGAGACCUGCCUUGGGAGACACUGCUGUUCUCCUACUUCUUGGCUGUCGGUCUCUCUCUCGAUGUUUGGACUGGGACUGGGGUUUGCUGCCAACCCCGGCUCUUUUGGGGGGACCCCUUGUAUUCCUUCAGCCCCUUGAAGUGGUCAGUGGCUCCUAGUAGCCUUGCUGGAGGCCCCAUUCGGCAUAGAGACAAUACACAGGGCAAUGGGGCCAGGCUCCGUCCCAAGGGUCCCUAAUAAACCUCUCUCUCCA